This is a messenger RNA of Mesorhabditis spiculigera, 1548 nucleotides long. The record is from the annotation of a GenBank genome assembly. Lineage: Eukaryota; Metazoa; Nematoda; Chromadorea; Rhabditida; Rhabditidae.
AUGGCCAAGGAUACGAAGAUUAUGCUGGGAAAUGUAUGGCCCGAACGUAACACGGCCUUCCCCGACUUCCUCGACCCAACCAACAUCACCAACAACUGGUGGACCGCCGAAUUUGCCCGCUUCCACAAUACCCUUGGCUUCGAUGGCAUCUGGAUCGACAUGAACGAGCCAUCAAACUUUGACACGAACGUCUAUUCUUCGAAUCGUAUUGAUGGCGAGGCGCCGACGGGGGAUAAGCUCGCUUGUCCCAUAUCCGGAGCCGACGGAAAACUGGACAAUCCACCCUACCCAACGCAGGCGGUUUACUUACAUAUGGGCGAGUACUUGUGCUCGAAAACGUUAUGUAUGAAUGGGAAGACGACGAGGGGUACGCAAGACUUCUACAAUACGAAGAACCUCUAUGGGUGGUCCGAGGCUCGUGCCACGUCAGCAGCUCUUUCUGCAGCCACCGGAAAGCGUGGAGCCGUCAUUUCACGCUCAACCUUCAUCUCUUCCGGUCGUUAUGCUGGUCAUUGGCUCGGGGAUAACACUGCCAGAUGGGAGGAUCUGCAGACGUCAGUUAUUGGGGCGAUGGAGUUCAACCUGUUCGGCAUCCCCUACGUUGGAUCGGAUAUUUGCGGAUUUAAUGGAAAAACGACAGAAGAGCUCUGCCUCCGCUGGCAUCAGAUGGGAGCUUUCCACUCGUUCUCCAGGAAUCACAACACGCAGGGAGACCCAGCACAAGAUCCAGCCGUCUGGCCCUCCGUCGCGUUGGCGGCCAAGAUUGCGCUAAUGUUCCGCUAUCAAUACCUACCGUAUCUUUACAGCCUCCACUACCGCGCCUCGCUAUUCGGAGCGACCGUCAUCCGGCCACUCUUCUUCGAAUUUCCCACCGAUUCCGAGACGUUCACCAUCGACCGCCAAUUCUUGUGGGGGUCGGCGUUGAUGAUUGCCCCGGCGCUGGAUCCGGGCGUCACAACCGUCCGCGCCUAUUUCCCCUCGGAUCGUUGGUAUUCACUCCAGAAUGAGACAUAUGGACAGCAGAUGCCAGUCGGCUUCAACACCGUCCCAGCCCUCACCACGGCCCUGACACCCGUUUUUGUGAGGGGCGGCUACAUCCUCCCCCGCCAAGGCCCAGCCACGACCACGACCGCCGCCCGGAAGAACCCGUUCGAGAUCCUGAUCACUGUCGCCGGAAAUGGCGGUUCUACCGGUGAACUCUAUUAUGAUGACGGUGAAUCGUUGUCCGACGAUAUCUUGAGCAAUCCCCAUUUCUACUUCAACUUUUCGUAUGCGGCCACCGACGGUCAGGCGACAGUGAAUAUUGGGUGUAGCAGUCCGAUGGAGCUAACCCUUCCCACCCUUGACGUCAUCGAAAUCUUUGGCUACGCGUACACGCCCGACUACACGAGUUUCUACUGGAACGGCAACAAGCUGAACGUGAACGUGCAGACGUCGUCGUACAACGCGCUGCGCCGAAUUUUGACGCUGCGCACGGUGGGGCUGAUCGAUCUGAAUGUCGCCGCGCAACGCACCAACGACGUCCUCACGUGGACGCAUAGGAAGAAU